AUGCCUCUUGGUUGGUACCUUGCGCAAGGCAUGAUUCCGCUUGGCGAAUCUAGCAGCGACGAUGAAGAAGGACCUUGCGAGUUGCCAGACGGGCGCCUAGUCUGCGGCCCACAUGGGCUUGUUCGAUGUGGGAAGUGCUGCUCCGAUUACAGCUUCAUGGACGAUGUCUUGGGCGAGGAUGAAGAGGAGGACGAGAAGUCUGAUGAGAGUGAAGAUGAGUUGCCAGAACUAGUCUGCGGUCCACAUGGACUUGUUACAUGCGGGAGGUGUUGUUCCGGUUACAGCUUUAUGGAGGAUGAAGAUGAGGACGUAAAGACUGAUAAGAUGUAUUGGGGUCUCAAUGCUGAGUCUAGGGCAGCUAUCGAUGCUAGAUGGGGUCCACCAGGCCCCCGCCCUGAUGCGCAAGCAAGCACCGACAGCAACGACAGCCGCCCUCGUAUCCCUGAAGAAUUUCUUGGUAUCCCAAAGCGCCGAGGAACUGGUAUUGUUUUCCCAAGCAAGUUCGAUGCUCCGCGCACACCUUCGACUCGCCCUAUGGAUCUUUUCGUUGGUCGUGCCACUUACGCCAGGCUGUCGAGAUACAUCCGCCGCAACGACACUUCUCAGAUCCUCAUCUACACCGACGGUGCCUGCCUAAAUAACGGCAUGCCGAAUCCCGCCGCUGGCUGGGCUUUUGUCCAUGGGCCAGGACUCCAGGGUCAACCGGAUCCCCUUAUGGGGUUGGCUCCCCUGAUGGCGUCGGGUCCCCUUGUGACGUCGGGUCGCCUUGAGCGCGAAGGUCCUUUUGGCGAGGACACCAUCCAAAGCAGCAACCGCGCAGAGCUGCGCGCCGUCAUAGCUGCCCUGCGUUUUCGUCACUGGGUUGGCGAGGGGUUCACGUCCUUAGUUUUCGCUACUGACUCGGAGUAUGUGGUCGAAGGCUCUACUAAGUGGGCUAAGUCUUGGAUCAAGAAGGGUUGGAGGACUAGCGCGGGCCAGGCCGUGAAGAACAAGGACUUGUGGGAGUUGCUCUUGGGUGAGGUCGAGAGGUGGAAAGAAGAGGGCUUGGACAUCAAGUUCUGGCGCAUCCCGAGGGAUUGGAACGAAGUCGCAGAUGGUGCUGCUAAAAUUGCGGCUACACAUGACGAAGUUGACCAGUUCUCGGACGUUAUGGGUAUAUGCGUUUGA
Didymosphaeria variabile is the source of this 1167-nucleotide messenger RNA. RefSeq lists its product as uncharacterized. The transcript is spliced from 2 exons. Gene Ontology annotation, biological process: DNA replication, removal of RNA primer. The coding region runs from base 1 to 1167 and encodes 388 amino acids. Gene Ontology annotation, molecular function: nucleic acid binding; RNA-DNA hybrid ribonuclease activity. The record is from RefSeq and is a predicted model, not a curated record. NCBI's taxonomy places the organism in Eukaryota, Fungi, Ascomycota, Dothideomycetes, Pleosporales, Didymosphaeriaceae.